Molecule: messenger RNA, 745 nt
Organism: Poeciliopsis prolifica (blackstripe livebearer)
Lineage: Eukaryota; Metazoa; Chordata; Actinopteri; Cyprinodontiformes; Poeciliidae
Product: protein CutA homolog
Exons: 6
Coding region: 77-595 (172 amino acids)
Biological process (GO): response to metal ion
Molecular function (GO): copper ion binding
Source: RefSeq, a predicted model, not a curated record
GAGCAAACAAACCGACAGAACACCUUCACUAUGGUAACUACCCGACAUUCAGCGCUGGGUCGGAACUGCAGUUACGAUGGAGUUGGUGCUUUGGUGGUGGCACAAAGCGCCUCGGCUACAGCGUUGGCACAGGCGGGCUUUUCUCAACCGAACAGCCCGCUUGAUGGUGAUAGAGGGAACUUUGUGGAUGAUCCUGUCCAUGUCCAUGUAUCCUGAUGCGAGGUCCCUCGUGAAUGUUCUUCACGCAGCUUUCACAGGAAACUAUGAUUCGACGUACGACUCUGUCCUUGUCAUCAGCUGUCCCAAUGAGCAGGCAGCGCAGGAUAUUGGCAGGUCUGUAAUGGAAAGAAACCUGGCAGCCAGAGUGAACAUUCUCCCCGGGACCACAGCAAUGUACAACUGGAAAAGUAAAACCAAAGUUGGAAGUGGUAUCCUGAUUCUGGUGAAAACACUGUCCACGUUCAGGACAGUUGAAGCUCAUAUAAGGUCCAUCAAUCCCUAUGUGAAACUUGAAGCCAAGGUUUUCGUAGGACGGUAUUCGGCUUUACACGAAGCAAAUAACGACAUAUUUCCAUUAAGACUGAUAAAGCCCUGACAUCAAAGCCAGUCACGUCAUGAACAGCAGUCAGACAAGAACGACUGUGGGCACGCUAUCAUUCAAAGUUCUCAGAAAAUUUUCUGCAUAGUUCAGAUUUGUUUCCAUGUGAUGGCAUUGUUUUUAAGAGAAAUAAAGUUUUUUUUUUUA